AUGUCUGACUCUACCAUUCAGUCUGCGGCAGAGCUCACGAAACUUUAUAUCGAUGGCGAAUAUGUAGCGCCAAAGUCUGGACAGGUAUACACAGUGUACAAUCCGAGUGAUGGCUCCGUGGUCUCCAGUCAAGUUCCGAUCGCAGGCCAAGAAGACGUUGACGCAGCUGUCACUGCGGCGGAGAAAGCAUUCAAUGGGCCAUGGAGCAAAUUCACCGGUGCCCAGCGAUCUGCCUGUCUGCGCAAACUUGCAGAGCUGCUUGAUGAGAACGAUAACCUUCUCAGUAUCCUAACUCUUGACACCCUAAGCACGGGUAACCCGGUGUCACUUAUCCCAACCCGAGAAAAAAACUACAUCAUGGGCCAACUUUUAUAUUACGCUGGAUGGACGGACAAGCUGCGUGGUGACUACUUUCCUGAUGAUGAUGGUUUUGUGAAACUGGUGCGCCAUGAACCUCUUGGUGUUUGCGCUGGAAUAAAUCCAUUUAAUGCGCCAGUUGCAACUCUUAUCAUGAAAGCAGCCCCUUGUCUAGCAACUGGCAACACACUUAUCAUCAAACCAUCGGAAUACAGCCCCCUCGGUUCUUUAGCGAUUGCGCCUCUUUUUGAAAAGGCGGGAUUCCCUAAGGGUGUUCUUCAAGUUGUUACUGGUGCUGGAGAUACAGGUGCGUUGCUUGCAGGGCAUAUGAGAAUCAGAAAGGUCAGUUUCACCGGUAGUAUUGCUACGGGGAAGAAAAUUCAAAUUGCCGCUACACAAAGCAAUUUGAAGCGAGUAACCCUUGAAUUGGGCGGUAAAAGCCCAGCUGUGGUGUUUGAAGAUGCCAAUUUAGACAAUGCGCUCACCUGGACAAUUAAUGCGAUUUUGGCACGCUCUGGACAAGUUUGUGUAGCGGCCUCCCGAGUCUACGUGCAAAGGUCGAUUGCCGAUAAGUUCAUCGAGGGCUAUAAGGAGCGUAUGAAAGCCGCGGCCGAUAACAUAGGCAAUCCUCUCGAUAAAACCACAACGAUGGGCCCGUUGGUUGGCAAGGCGGCCUUUGAAAGAGUUUCCAAGAUGAUUGAGAGGGGGAAAACCGAAGCAGAGCUGGUUGUUGGAGGCGUCCGCCACGGUGAGCAAGGGUGCUAUAUUGAGCCAACGGUCUUUUUGAACCCCCAGAAAGACGCCCAAAUUUAUAAAGAUGAGGUAUUUGGUCCAGUCUCGGUGAUCAAAACUUUUGAAACUGAGGAGGAGGUUUUGGAAAUGGCCAAUGAUACUGAAUUUGGCUUGAUGUCCGGUGUUUUUACAAAGGAUAUCAAUCGAGCAUUGAGAUUUUCUUCUAGACUGGAGUCAGGGGUGGUUGGUGUCAACUGCGUGAGCUAUAUGAACGUCCAGGCUCCGUUCGGAGGCAAGAAGUCGUCUGGGAUUGGCAGAGAGUUUGGUGAAUAUGCUCUCCGAGGAUUUACAGAGCCCAAAACUGUUCUUAUCAACGCUCGCCAUGUGAGCGCAUUCAACCUUGCUAUUGUUCUUGCCCUCUGCUUUGGUAGUUUAACCUAUGGAUACUCUUUCAGUGUUACUUCCACGACGCUGGGCCAACCUUCAUUUUUUGAGUAUUUCAACCUAUCUCAGGACACUGCGUCCCCUCGAUAUGCUUUUACCAAUCAUGUCAUUGGUGGUUUAAAUGGAUGUUUCUCCGGUGGAGGGUUUUUCGGUGCAUUGGUUGGUGGUUGGGCUUGUGAUGCCCUUGGUCGCAAGAAAACACUUUUCUUAGCUACCCCUAUCGCCAUCCUUGGCGGUGCGCUACAAGGAGGAGCAGUCAAUCUUGAAAUGCUCCUCGUGGGCCGAAUUUUGGGUGGCUUUGCAGUUGCUCUUUCCGUAGGAAUCCUAAUGGUUCUCAUUCCACUGUUUCAAUGCGAGAUUGCCCCUCCAGCGGUCCGGGGAUUUCUCGUUUCUCAACAUGGUGUUGUCAUUGUCUUCGGAUAUGCCGCUGCCGCAUGGGUCGGCUUUGGUUGUUUCUAUACAACAAAACCCGCUUUUCAAUGGCGUUUCCCACUCUCUUUACAGUGUUUAUGGCCAUUGAUAUUAUUGCUUCUGACACCGAUUCUCCCAGAAUCUCCUCGCUGGCUCCUAAUGCAAGGUCGUCGACAAGAGGCAUGGGACAUCGUAGAAAAACUACACAACAGCGAGAAGGAUAGUUCAAGAAUAUCCUUUGCUAGGGAAGAAUUCUACCAAAUGACGUACCAAGUCUCGGCCGAUCAAGAAAUGGCUCGUUCUGAGACAGUUUUAACUCUGUUCACAAAACCGUCUUAUCGAAAACGCAUGUUCUGUGCGUUCAUGACUAUGUUUGCGUCAGAGUCUACGGCAAUUUUGGUAGUUUAUAACUACAGUGUUCUUCUAUACGAAGGGCUGGGCUUUACCAACAGUAUCUCCCUACUUUUGGCGGCUGCUUAUGUUACUGUGGCAUGCUUUGGUAAUUAUAUCAGUUCACUCUUGAUGGACCAUGUCGGCCGUGUGAAGCUAUUGGUUAUUGGGAUUACCGGCUGCCUUAUCAGUCUCAUCUUCGAAGCGGCGCUUUCAGCCCGCUAUAUAGGGACAGAGAAUUCCUCGGGAUUGAGUGCAGGCGUUUUCUUCCUCUUUCUUUACAUAUCGUUCUACGGCUGCUGCAUUGAUGCUACCACCUACGUCUACUGCACCGAAAUUUUCCCGACUCAUAUUCGCUCACGGGGUAUGGCAUGGUCACUAGCCAUACUGUUCGCUACAACAGUUGCCUAUCUUAUUCCUGCUCCCACAGCGUUUGCAGAAGUUGGUUGGAAAUACUACCUACUUUUCAUAAUCCUUACUAUAAUCAACAUACCCAUCAUAUGGGUCUUCUUCCCAGAAACAAAGGGCCUCGCCUUAGAGGAAGUGGGCGAGAAAUUCGGCGAUGAUGUUGUUGUGCGACUUACCAACAUCACCACGGAACAGAGGGAGCAACUUGAUGAGGCUAUCAAGGCCGAAAAAAGCACUUCGGAAAGCACACACGUGGAGCAGAUGUCUGCGUAG
Molecule: messenger RNA, 3015 nt
Organism: Talaromyces rugulosus
Lineage: Eukaryota; Fungi; Ascomycota; Eurotiomycetes; Eurotiales; Trichocomaceae
Exons: 14
Coding region: 1-3015 (1004 amino acids)
Biological process (GO): transmembrane transport
Cellular component (GO): membrane
Molecular function (GO): transmembrane transporter activity; aldehyde dehydrogenase (NAD+) activity
Source: RefSeq, a predicted model, not a curated record